AUGGAGGAUGGUGGUAGCAUCGUCAUUAAGGUUGAGCUCACCAAGGCCAAGAAAUCCAUGAGCGUGGAAAAGAGAUUUAUCACGCUCCAAGCCAAGAAACUGGAGGAAUGUCUACGCCCCGACAAGCGAGUGUCCAGGACUCUUCUACGAAUGAAAGCCAAGGAACUGGGGGCUACAAUGGAAAGGCUUGACCAUACAGCCCGAGAGGCCCUGGCCCUGGACCUAUCCGAAGAAGAUGCGGGUUGGGUUCACAACUAUGUCGAGACUGAACGAGAUCGAGUUCAGUCAGCCUUAGCAGCCGUUCAGGAUACCGUGGAGGCCCGAGAAGACGAGGCGAGCACUUCCUUUCACUCAGGAGACACAGAGAUACGCCAAUUCAAGGAGAGCGAAGCAGCAAACCCCUUACAAACCGGUCAUCAAAUGGGAGAUCGAGUUAAGAAGAACCUUGAAGUCGACAGUGGGGGUAAUGAAAGGAUCAAUCUAGACUCUAAUACCAUCAACUUGAGAAGUCGGAUGACCGACUUUGAAGAUUUUAUCCCGAGUGGGGGCGGAAGAAAGAGCUCAGUCAACUGGAUGGUGAACCCUCAAAUUAAUGUAGAAUCUUCGAAUCAAAGGGGAGGGAAUAUACGGUCUUCGAUCGAGGUUAAGAUGCCGAAAUUCUCUGGGAAUAUGCUCGAGUUUCAAGAAUGGUCAAAUAUGUUUGAGGCGCUCAUCCACUCCACGAACCGAUCCUCGGCUGAGAAGAUGGGCCUCCUAAAAGCGUCAAUGAAUGAGAAAUGUCGAAGACUCAUUGGCGGGUUCGGGAACACAGAAGCACACUAUCAUGCGGCCCUUCGGACCCUCAACAAGGUUUUUGGGGACAGCGAGCUUCUGGUCGAAGCUCAUCAGAGAGAACUAGAGAAUCUGCCAAGAAUCAAACCAAGAGAACCAAAUAGCCUGGCUGAUUUCGCAUUCACGGUGCAAGGACACGUCCUUGUGAUUCAAGAUCGAGUCCCGAGGUCAGAUGUAAUUUGGGGGCAAUUAGAACGUUCACUGGAGCGCAAGCUCGACCACGAUCUGUUCCGGUCUUGGGAGUCUCAUGCCCGCGAGAUUCCGAGAGGUAGCCGGAUUGACGAAUUCUGCAACUGGUUGCUCAGCAUUGUGCAUAGUGACCAGCGAUAUCAUGGACAAUCUCUACUUGGUGAAAGGGCCAGUCUGGGCUCGAAUGAGAGAACAAGAAACCACAACACAAGCACCCAACCAAUCCGGAAGUGCCCCAAAUGUCUAGCUGAUCAUCGGUUGUCGGAUUGCGACGAGUUCAGAGGCCUCGAUGGUAAUGGCCGAAUGCGAUUCGCUCAGGACAAUAAAAUCUGUUUUGGAUGCUUGAAUCAGGGUCACAUGAGUCGACAAUGUCGUUCCAAGAGGAGUUGCCCCAAGUGUGGAAGGUCACAUCAUCCAUCACUCCACGAGGGAGAUUCCAAGCCCAACUCAGCAAGUACCAAUACCAUCUCCAGGAGCCAGAAUGUUAUUUUGGGGGUGAUAGCAAUUCGUUGCUCUGGUCCAAGUGGAGACAUUAUUGUCAAUGGGCUCGUGGAUGAAGGAUCGGAUUCUUCGUUCAUUAGCGAAAAGAUUUUCAAGCGACUGGGCCUAGAUCACUCAUGUCCCGGUACUCUCUUGGUUCAUGGAACAACCGGAAUGACGAGGCUAAGGUCGUACGAGGGAACAGUUCAAGUGGGACAAGUGGGAGGUGGAGAAAAAUAUAACCUGGAGGUACGAUCAUUGCCGGUGGUGUGCAAAGGCUUGAGAGGGAUAAAAUGGGCCUCUAUUCAGGGACAAUGGAAUCAUCUCCAGGACUUACCACUGUCUGGAAAUUGCAACCAAGUAGAUAUCUUACUUGGUCUGGACGGGGGGGAGCUGAUUGAGCCACUAGAGACAAGAAGGGGAGGAUGCGAUGAACCCCAUGCUUUCCGUACUCUUCUUGGAUGGGUUUGCCGUGGGCCAAUUCCAGGUAAUACCUCCGUCGAAAUCCAAUCCCAUUCCAGUUCCAUCCAGGACGUAAACCUGGUCCUUGAUCAACAAUUAAAUGAGUUCUUUGCUACGGAGGCUUAUGGUGCGGAGGGAUCUGAACCAUCAACCAAACCCAUGAGUCUCCAGGAUGAAUAUGCGCUCAAAAUGAUCAAUGAAACAACGACAAGGCGAUCUGAUGGCCCUGGAUAUCAGGUGGCGUUGCCCUGGAUUCCUGGAGUACCCAAGCCGCAAAAUAAUCGACGUUUAGCUGAGAAACGUUUCGAAUCAUUAGAGCGGCGAUUUCAAAGAGACCAAGACUUUGCAGGAGCUUAUUCUAAAUCCAUUCAAAAAACUUUGUCUGAGGGCUACGCUACGAAAGUUGAAGACCAGAACGAGCUGGAACACCCCAAUCAGGCCUACCUCCCGCACCAUGGGGUUUGGAAGAAAAAUGGAAAGGAUGUCAGAGUCGUCUUUGACUCCGCUGCCAGAUUUCAGGGGACCAGUCUCAAUGAUUGCUUACUGUCUGGCCCGGCCCUGCAAAAUGACCUGAUGGACGUUCUUUUACGAUUUAGGGAACGUGAAAUUGCUGUCGUUGGCGACAUUGAGGCAAUGUUCAGCCGUGUUGUGAUGGAUCCAGAUGACGCUCGCUACCACAGGUUCUUAUGGCGAUUCCACCAAACCGAGGAGAUUGCAACUUAUCAAAUGUUGGGUGUAGUUUUCGGCGACACACCUUCGCCUUGCCUCGCCAUUCGAACUCUCAUGAGGACCUCUGAAGAUUUUCCUUGUGGCCCCGGGGUCAAGGUCGCCAUCAGGGAUCAAUUUUAUGUAGACGAUUACCUGAAUAGCCAUGGGAGUGAACGUGAAGCAUUGGAGAUGGCUCGCGACGUGAGGGAUGUCCUCGCUCGGGGUAACUUUAACCUCCGAGGGUGGGAAACGAACAGCCCAGCGGUCACUAGCGAUCUCGAAGGGGGAAUGCAUGGAGGACAACGAUCUCUUACUGAUGGUGAUCAGUGCACAAGGGUGUUGGGCCUUCAUUGGCGAACAACAUGGGACGAUCUUUCAUUCUUUGCAACGAGCCAUGAGCUGGUCAGGACUCGUAGGGGACUUCUGAGCCGUCUUGCCGGCCUUUAUGAUCCUCUUGGAUUGAUUGCCCCUAUCACUGUCGCAGGGAAGAUCAUGAUGAAACACCUCGUUAUCAGAGGAUUGGACUGGGACGACCCAGUAGACCAGAAGAGCAUGGAGUGGUGGAUCCAAUGGAACAGCGGUCUCAAUUUGCUGUCCGCCACUUGCUUUCCGAGGUGCAUGGCCCCUAUGUCUGGCAGGGAUAUCACCCAAGAACUUCACGUAUUUUGCGAUGCUUCCGAAGAUGCCUUUUGUGCUGUGGCCUACCUGAGAUGUUCCAACCAAGAGAACGAUGUUUCGGUGAGACUGGUUGCCUCCAAGACCAGAGUUGCGCCCAAGAAACCCUUAACAAUCCCGAAGCUGGAACUCCAGGCAGCAGUUCUGGCAGCGAGGCUUGCGGACUACUUGGGCCGAGUUUUAAGAAUCAAGCUCGAUGGCCGCUUUUUUUGGACGGAUAGCAGAGUGGUACAUUGUUGGAUCCGUAGUGUUGCUCAAACGUAUAAACCCUUUGUUGCGUUGAGGAUCGGCGAAAUUCAGGGCCUUACUCUCGAGCGAGAGUGGAGACACGUGCCCGGAAAGCUCAACCCAGCGGAUCUCGGGACCAGAGUAUCAGCAAGCGUCAGAAUCACGGACCUGUGGAUCGACGGUCCCCCAUUCUUAUCAAACCCGAUAGGCACCUGGCCCCCUGAACUUGACACGAGUGAAACAAAUGAGGAACAACGCCAGAAAUAUAGGGUUGAACCAGUCGAAAUUCAUGUAGCCAGAGUGGGAGAGGAGGCCACCUCUUUGGAACAUCUACUACAACCUAUCAUCCCAGAGGCCCAGCCUACAUCGCUAGAGGAUUUGAUCUCAAAGGCUCAGUCUGAGUCCUUUUCCGAAGAUUUCACAGAAGCCGGGGUCUUCCAGCUGGCCAGGAAGUCGAGACUUUCAAACUUGAGCCCAUUUGUCGACGACGUGGGUUUGCUUCGUGCUAGAGGAAGAUUAAGCCAAGCUCAAGUCGGCUACGACCAGCGGUUUCCCGUCAUCCUUUGCCCUCGUCACCCAUUAACAAAGCUGAUACUCAAGAAGGAGCACAAAACCGAUCAUCAUCCGAGUGUAAAUCAAGGGUUGGCCUUAAUUCGUCAAAAAUAUUGGGUGCUCCGGGGUCGCGAGGCCGUGAGGAAGGUCCGUAUGGAGUGCAAGUUCUGUCAGAAAAUGAUGGCGACCCCCGCUUCUCAAGAAAUGGCUGACUUACCAGCCGAACGGCUUGCAAUGGGGAAGCCGACAUUUUGGAAUACAUCGGUCGAUCUCUUUGGGCCGUUUGAGGUGUUAGUGCUUCGAAACAAAGUCGAGAAAAGGUGGGGAGUCUUGUUCGCUUGCAUGACCACCCGCGCAGUUCACCUCGAAAUUGUCCCAUCACUGAGCACCCAAGACUUCCUAAAUACGCUACGAAAUUUCGUCAAUUUACGAGGAAAACCCGACCUUCUUUAUUGUGACAAUGGGACGAAUUUCGUGGGUGCCCGGAAUUUUCUACGUGAGCUACAAGAGUCGUCUGCUCGCAUUGAGUCAAGCUCGGUGGCAAGCGAUAUCAGAUGGCAAUUCCAAGUCCCGGGAGCUCCUCACUGGGGUGGAAUUCACGAGUCUCUGGUAAAGGCAGCAAAAAAAGCUCUAGUUAAGGUCCUGGAAGAGGACCAGGAGGCAAAGAGACAUCUGCGGGAUCACGAAUUAUGGACAGUGAUGUGUGAGGUUACUGGAAUGCUUAAUUCUCGCCCUCUAACAUAUGAGAGUUCUGAUGAGGGAGAUUCUCGAGCCUUGUCCCCAAACCAUUUCCUUCUGAUGCGAGGUAAUGCCACUGCUCCUCCGGGGAACUACGUCUCCAUGGAUCCAAAGAAACAUUUUGGGUAUGUUCAGGGGAUAGUGGACCGGAUCUGGGUCCGAUGGACCAUGGAAUAUCUUCCCUCUCUCCUUACCCGGAACAAAUGGCGGAUCAAGCAAGCAAACAUCCCCCUUGGCUGCGAAGUUUUGAUCGUCGGCACUCCCGAACCAAGAUCCCGAUGGAAAUUCGGGAAAGUGGUUGAGGUCCAUCCUGGUGUGGAUGACCUCGUGAGGGCGGUCACAAUUCAAACGGAAGACGGACUGAUUCGACGACCCAUCACAAAGAUCUGCCCUCUCCAGAAACCAACAGGUGGAGCAAAAGUAACGCCCACCCCGCCCAACAACACGGGGGGAGGAAUGGACGAAAGAUUUCGGGCACCCUGA
This is a messenger RNA of Tigriopus californicus, 5346 nucleotides long. RefSeq lists its product as uncharacterized. The transcript has a single exon. Gene Ontology annotation, molecular function: zinc ion binding; nucleic acid binding. The coding region runs from base 1 to 5346 and encodes 1781 amino acids. Gene Ontology annotation, biological process: DNA integration. Lineage: Eukaryota; Metazoa; Arthropoda; Copepoda; Harpacticoida; Harpacticidae. The record is from RefSeq and is a predicted model, not a curated record.